CGACCGCGGCGCCGGGAGCGGAACCGGGAAGCGCGAAGAUGGCGGUGGAUAAGGAGCUGUUGGAGCGGGACCUCUACGGGCUGCUGGGGAUAGGGGAGAAGGCGUCCGAGAAGGAGGUGAAGACAGCGUUCCGGCAGAAGGCCCUGACCUGCCACCCGGACAAGAACCCGGACAACCCUCGGGCAGCGGAAAUCUUCCACCAGCUCUCCCAGGCCUUGGCCGUGCUCACAGAUGCAGCAGCCAGGGCAGCCUAUGACAGGGUGAGGAGGGCGAAGAAGGAGGCUGCAGCAAGGACACAGAAGCUCGAUGAGAAGAGGAAGAAAGUAAAGCUUGAUCUUGAAGCCAGAGAACGGGAAGCCCAGUGCCAGGAGAACGAAGAGGAGGAGGUCAGGAUAACGAGAUCAUUAGAAGAAGAGAUAAUCCGCCUGCGUGAGGAGGGCUCCCGGCAGCUGGAGGAGCAGCAGAGGCUCGUCAGGGAGCAGAUCCGCCUGGAAAGGGAGCAGCGCAGCCGGGGCAAGCAGGAAAGAAAUGCAGCAGAAAGCAAAGUAACUCCUAAGCUCAAGCUCAGGUGGAAAUGCAGGAAGGAAGAUGAGACGGGAGGAGGAUACUCCAAAGAUGUGCUGUUGCAGAUCCUGCAGAAGUAUGGAGAUGUGCUCAAUUUGUUGAUCUCCAGCAGGAAGACUGGGAGUGCAGUGGUGGAAUUUGCCACGGUGAAGGCAGCUGAGAUGGCUGUGAAGAAUGAGGUUGGCCUGCUAAAUAACCCCCUGAAGAUUUCCUGGCUGGAAGGCCAGCCCCAGAGCCACCCCAGCACCGUCCUCCCUGACAGCACCAGCCAGCCCAGGACCUCCCAGGCGUCGGUGGUGUCCGAGCGGGACUACGAGAGCCUGGUGAUGAUGAGGAUGCGCCAGGCAGCUGAGAGGCAGCAGCUCAUCGAGCAGCUCCAGCGGGAAGACGAGGAGGAAAAGUCCCACACUUAGCGUGAGAGUAUGGAUUCUCCCCACCCCUCCGUCCCCCCAGAGCUGUUUCUUAAUUUAAGUCAAUAAACCUCCUUUUUUUUAAA
Molecule: messenger RNA, 1060 nt
Organism: Corvus hawaiiensis (hawaiian crow)
Lineage: Eukaryota; Metazoa; Chordata; Aves; Passeriformes; Corvidae
Gene: DNAJC17
Product: DnaJ heat shock protein family (Hsp40) member C17
Exons: 11
Coding region: 39-977 (312 amino acids)
Biological process (GO): spliceosomal complex disassembly
Cellular component (GO): spliceosomal complex
Molecular function (GO): RNA binding
Source: RefSeq, a predicted model, not a curated record